Racocetra fulgida is the source of this 168-nucleotide messenger RNA. The record is from the annotation of a GenBank genome assembly. Lineage: Eukaryota; Fungi; Glomeromycota; Glomeromycetes; Diversisporales; Gigasporaceae.
AUGGUUACACAAGAUCGUGUUACACAAAAUGAAGAUCUUAAUUUUGAUUUAGCUGGUCCAGCUUUUAAAGAAAUAUCCUCAGUGACAAAACUUAACAAAUUUGCUAAGGGAAUAAUUGCUAAGCAAUUAAAAAAGAAAAUGCAUCCUGAAGGCCAAUUAAAAAUAUAA